Messenger RNA from Sinocyclocheilus rhinocerous, 1088 nucleotides. It is a transcript of the gene ctsba, whose product is annotated as cathepsin Ba. Gene Ontology annotation, biological process: regulation of catalytic activity; proteolysis. Gene Ontology annotation, molecular function: cysteine-type endopeptidase activity. The transcript is spliced from 10 exons. The record is from RefSeq and is a predicted model, not a curated record. NCBI's taxonomy places the organism in Eukaryota, Metazoa, Chordata, Actinopteri, Cypriniformes, Cyprinidae. The coding region runs from base 86 to 1078 and encodes 330 amino acids.
UGCCGUUCAACCCAACGCCAGUGGAACUCUUGGGGAGUGAGACACACAUUUCAAAGAGAACGACGGCCAGCAGACAGAAGACAGAAUGUGGCGGCUGGCUUUCCUGUGCGUGGUCUCAGCCCUUUCGGUUAGCUGGGCUCGACCUCGCCUCGCUCCCCUCUCCCAUGAGAUGGUAAAUUUCAUCAAUAAAGCAAACACUACUUGGAAGGCUGGACACAACUUCCGUGAUGUAGACUACAGCUAUGUGAAGAGGCUGUGUGGGACUUUGCUCAAAGGACCCAAACUCCCUGUCAUGGUACAGUAUGCUGAUGACGUCAAGCUCCCCACUAACUUUGAUGCUAGAGAGCAGUGGCCCAACUGCCCCACUCUUAAAGAGAUCAGAGACCAGGGUUCUUGCGGUUCAUGCUGGGCAUUUGGAGCUGCUGAAGCCAUAUCUGACAGAAUAUGCGUCCACAGCAAUGCCAAAGUGAGUGUGGAGAUCUCCGCUCAGGACCUGCUUAGCUGCUGUGACAGCUGUGGCAUGGGAUGUAACGGUGGAUACCCCUCUGCUGCUUGGAGUUUCUGGAACUCAGACGGUCUGGUCACCGGUGGACUCUAUAACUCUCAUGUUGGCUGCCGUCCAUACACCAUUGAACCCUGUGAGCAUCAUGUGAAUGGCAGUCGCCCUCCUUGCACCGGAGAGGGUGGAGACACUCCUAACUGUGAUAUGUCCUGUGAACCUGGCUACAGCCCCUCUUACAAGCAGGACAAACACUUUGGAAAGACAUCCUAUAGUGUCCCAUCUAAUCAGAAGGACAUUAUGAAAGAGCUCUUCAAGAACGGCCCAGUAGAGGCAGCGUUCACUGUCUAUGAGGACUUCCUGCUAUAUAAAUCUGGUGUAUAUCAGCACGUGAGUGGAUCUGCACUAGGUGGUCAUGCCAUUAAGAUCCUGGGCUGGGGAGAGGAGAAUAGCGUCCCCUACUGGCUUGCUGCUAACUCUUGGAACACUGACUGGGGUGAUAAUGGAUAUUUCAAGAUUCUCCGAGGUGAGGACCACUGUGGCAUUGAAUCUGAAAUUGUGGCUGGAAUCCCAAUGUAACCACCAAAAA